Messenger RNA from Danio aesculapii, 2686 nucleotides. It is a transcript of the gene scocb, whose product is annotated as short coiled-coil protein b. The record is from RefSeq and is a predicted model, not a curated record. The coding region runs from base 159 to 401 and encodes 80 amino acids. NCBI's taxonomy places the organism in Eukaryota, Metazoa, Chordata, Actinopteri, Cypriniformes, Danionidae. The transcript has 4 exons. Gene Ontology annotation, cellular component: trans-Golgi network.
UGACGUCACUCUCCAGAAGGCAUCGCUCCGGUGGCGCAUCAUCACUUCAGCCGGUCUAAUUUCGCAUUUUAAAGUUUCCAUCAGGCCUUGGAGCUCAUAUUGAAGUGUCCACUCGAGCCGCAGCCCUGCAUUUCACAACACAAGACGAGUAUUUCACCAUGAACUCCGACAUGGAUGGUGACAUAGAAAAUCAAGUGGAGUUGGAGGAGAAGACCAGACUCAUAAACCAGGUCCUCGAAUUGCAAAAUACUCUUGAGGAUCUCUCAGCUCGUGUGGACGCAGUAAAAGAAGAAAAUCUGAAGCUGAAAUCAGAGAAUCAGGUUCUGGGGCAAUACAUCGAAAACCUGAUGUCGGCAUCAAGUGUGUUUCAGACCACCGACUCAAAGAGCAAGCGGAAGUAAGGGAGUGUUUCUCUCUCCAGACCCCACAGUAGACCACAACCCUGCAGAUCAACCCUCAUUAGCAGAUCAGUUAACGCUCAUUUAAGGUCUUUGCACACUCAAGUCCCAAAUUUUCAUUUGCGUCUUUUAAAUUCAAAUCCGAAAAUGUCUGAGGAUGUCCGUGGCUCAGUUUGAUGCUUUGCUAGAGAUACUGGAACCACUUAAAAAGAAGACCACCGAUUUCUGUCAACCAAUUGAUCCUGAACAGAGACUGCAGUUUGUCUAUGCUGCGGAGACGCAGACAGACACACACGCACGUACACCAAAGCUUGCCGACAAACUACCAUACAAUAAACCACAGAAAACUUCUCUUUUAUUAGUUAUUUCUAUUCAUGGUGGCCCUGAAUUGUCAAAACCAGGCUGAUCUCAUGAGGAAACAUAACUAUUUUACAUUUUGUCAAUUUGGUGGCUAACUCAUACGAGUUCAGUCGUUCCAAAAUGUACACUUUUAAAAAGGAGGCGUGGCAUCCAACCCCACCCCUUAACCCAACAAUGGGAGAAUAUGCAAAUUAUACUAAACUAUAUAAAUGAGAUUGCACGAAUUCAUAUAAAUAAGCCACUAAAUCUAAAAGUUACUUCUAAAAAUCGAGUUGUCAAAACACCUCUCAAAAAUAUCUUUUCGGAAGUGAAAAUGGAAAAUAAAUCAAACCUGAUUUGAUUAUUAUUAUUUUUUUUGACGGAUGAAAGUUUUUGCGUCAAACGUUGCGUCAAGGCAUUGCGCCAAACGUUGCGUCAAGGCAUUGCGCCAAACGUUGCGUCAAGGCAUUGCAUCAAACGUUGCGUCAAGGCAUUGCGUCAAACGUUGCGUCAAGGCAUUGCGUCAAACGUUGCGUCAAGGCAUUGCGUCAAACGUUGCGUCAAGGCAUUGCGUCAAACGUUGCGUCAAGGCAUUGCGUCAAACGUUGCGUCAAGGCAUUGCGUCAAACGUUGCGUCAAGGCAUUGCGUCAAACGUUGCGUCAAGGCAUUGCGUCAAACGUUGCGUCAAGGCAUUGCGUCAAACGUUGCGUCAAGGCAUUGCGUCAAACGUUGCGUCAAGGCAUUGCGUCAAACGUUGUGUUUAACGUGCAAAAAAUAUGGACGAAAAUUUCAGAUUCAGUGUGCAAUAAUCUUAAGGUCAUUGCACACUGAAGUUCGUAAUUUUCGUAUGUGUUUUGUAUGUUUUUUCCGUAUUCAUAUCUGAAAAAUUUGGCACAUACACAAACCUUGAUAUUAAGUCAGAUGCGUAUUAAUAUAAGAAAAAAAGCAAAACAUUUCAGAGUGAAUUCAAGCAGCGAUGCUUUGUUUUCCUCUCUCUUCUUCAAAAUAGAAAAUGAAAGAGGAAAUACUGUGAAAGGCAAAGAUUAUUUCAGGAAAUCAGUGAAAUUUCACUUGUGAUACUGCAGCGACACAAUGAAUCUUGAACUAAGACUGCCAUUACGUCGAAGGUUUGGGACACACACACAGCUAUCUUUAUGGGGACUUCCCAUAGACAUAAUAAUGUUUAUACUGUACCAGAAAAAUAUACCCACAAUGUCACAAUAUACUGGUAUUGCUAUACUUGUGGGGACAUUUGGUAUGCAAUUUAAGAAAUACAAGGUACACACACUUUAUUAGCUCAUAAAGUGUUCUGGGUAUUGGCUUUUGCUUGUCCGGUGGCUCUGAACUGUGAAAACACCUCCUAAAAUGUUUUUUUCGGAUGUGAAAAUUCUUAAUGACGGACGAAAGUUUCGGAGGCAGUGUGCAAUAACCUUUACACUAGGAUACAAAUGAUCCCUGUGCCACUAAAAUGGUAAAUGUUUACAUUAAUUUAUCAGUAUUUAUGUUCUUUACAUUUCGUUUUUUAACAUCUAUGUUGCUAAAAUAAGUUUUUAAACGUAUUAAGAUGGUUAAUUAAGAUUUGUUUCAUGUCGUUUAUGUUCAUAUGAUAUUCCUAUUCAUUUGUACCAUUUGAAAUUGUUUUGUCUUGCUAAAGAAACAAAUAAUGUAAUAUGUGUUUUCUAUUUUGGGGUACAGUUGUGUGUGCAUGACAGGUGCUCUCUCCCACUGAGCUGUUUGUCUGUAAUCAGCACUGAUAUACUUCAGUUGAGAGGAGAAGAAACGAAAAACAUUUCAGGGAAUGAAUUUAAGACCCUUUUCUUGGUGCUAUCAACAGAAGGGAGUUCUCUGGCAUGCAUUACAUCUGUACCUUCAUCAGUUUGUAUGUGUAGAAUCUUACCAUUGUGUGGCAUUGCAGAUGCCUGUUUUAAUUAAAACAAACAUGAUUUGC